This is a messenger RNA of Hibiscus syriacus, 1022 nucleotides long. RefSeq names its product chloride conductance regulatory protein ICln-like. The transcript has 7 exons. Gene Ontology annotation, cellular component: spliceosomal complex; methylosome; plasma membrane. The coding region runs from base 55 to 762 and encodes 235 amino acids. The record is from RefSeq and is a predicted model, not a curated record. NCBI's taxonomy places the organism in Eukaryota, Viridiplantae, Streptophyta, Magnoliopsida, Malvales, Malvaceae. Gene Ontology annotation, biological process: cell volume homeostasis; spliceosomal snRNP assembly; chloride transport.
AAGUUGAAAACCCUAGGAAAAAACCCACAUCAAACCAAAGCAAAAGCAGUGAUAAUGGCGGUAGGGCUUAGGCAGUUCACGGCGAGGACUGGAAACGGUGCCGGAGAGCCAGUUCUGGACACGGAUAACGGCGAGGAGCUUGUUAACGUCCAACCUUCCGUCUCCGUUGCACUUGGAAAUCGUGCCCCAGAAUCCCCGGGCACUCUCUACAUCACUACCAGGCAAGUCGUUUGGCUGAGUGAUUUGGACAGAACAAAGGGCUACGCCGUUGAUUUCUUGUCUCUGUCGUUGCACGCCGUUUCAAGGGACCCCGAGGCCUACUCUUCUCCCUGUAUUUACACUCAGAUUGAAACAGAAGAUGAUGAAGUGGAAGAUGAGCCGGAGGACUCGGAUUCAGAAUGCAGUGAGGUUUUAGAUCUAUCCAAGAUCAGAGAGAUGAGGCUUAUUCCUUCAGAUGCUAGCCAAUUGGAUACACUGUUUCAAGUAUUAUGUGAGUGUGCUGAACUGAAUCCGGAGCCUGUCGAAGAAGAAGAAGGGCAUAACUGGAUUUUCAGUGCUGAUCAGUUGGAAGAUGGAGCUGAAGAGAGCGAUGGCGUGGAAUGGAAUUUGUCCCAGAAUCCGGCGAACACAAUCGGUCAUUCUAAUGGUCAUCAUGACCUAUCUCGCAAUGUGCUUGAGCUUCAAAUCAACGAUCAACGCUUUGAGGAUGCAGACGAGAUGGAAGAAGGUACUGAUAGCGGGCAUCAGCAGCAGCCACGGUGAGCAACCUCGUGAUAUUUGUCGGUCGAUCCGUAUGCAGGAAUAUCAAUGAAAGGCAAAGCUUGUGUUGCAUUUUAAUCGAUUUUGUGUCUUUACCCUAUGUUGUAUAUUAAUAGUUAACGACUCGAACUGAGACUCGAGUAUUUUCUUUUUCGAGAAAGUCGUGUUUUUAAGUUAUCGUUCUUUGUUUUGUCAUUCAUGUAUAAGACAGUGGAUGUAGUAAAGAAAACCAGAUGAACACUUGCAGUCAUCUGAUCAGUGAA